AUGUCGCUCCCAAACUUCUUCUGGAAGCGCGUCAAUGUUGUUGUCACGGCAUCCACGACUCCCGCUGAGAUUGCCGAGAUGGGACACGAUCCAUGGUCAAAGUCUGCAAAAUAUGGACAUGGCUUUGUGUACUUCGCACUCGUGCUCCUCGUAACGACAUCUUUGGUCCGCUUCCACAAUGUCUGGGGAGACAAGAUUCGGAUUGCCAAAUACAAGGAAGGUCAACCGGUCUUCUUUGACGGUUCUGCCCUAUAUGUCCCAGGCCCAGAAAAUCCCGACAUCACAAGCGCAGGAACAGACGCCUCGACUACUCAAAUCUUUCCAAAGCCGCAGCCGAAACCAGAGAUCGCAAACAGAGAAUCCCUGCUCCAUAGAGUCAUUCCACUGCGCAGGACGGUAGCCCUGAUGCGCUGGUUUUUCUAUCGGCCUGUGCCGUCUUUCAGAAUCGGCCGCUUCUCCAUCAUCUUCCCAUCGUUGGCAGUGACAGCAAUUGUGCUGACUGCACUUGUCUUUGUAGUCUGCUACUGCUUCAUCCCUCAGCCUUUAUUCUAUUCCUCCAUCGCUCUUGGAUCGCCUCCUGUGGCCAUUCGAGCAGGUAUGCUGGCUGUCGCGAUUGUUCCUUGGACCGUGGCAUUGAGCACCAAGGCCAACUUGAUUUCCCUGCUUACGGGGCUAAGCCCCGAGCGCCUGAACGGACUACAUCGCUGGUCUGCUUAUAUUUGCCUUUUCUUGAGCCUUGUGCACACUGUACCAUUUUACAUCACACCCAUCUGGGAGGAUGGCGCGUUGAUCAACUACCGCAAGUUCAUAACCGUUCCAACAUACGUAUACGGCACUGGACUCGCAGCUCUUGUUCCUCUCUUGGUUCUAUGCAUUCAUUCUCUUCCUCUCCUGCGAAAAUAUGCGUACGAACUGUUUUUGACUAUACACAUCCCAGUAUCGUGGAUCUCCGUGGCGAUGAUGUUUUGGCACACCAAGAAUUUUCUCUCCUCGUGGGGCUAUCUCUGGGCGACCGUCGUCAUUUGGAUGACCACCUACAUCCUACGCUUCCUCCAUUUGAAUUGGUCCAAUCCACUCCGCCCGGCAGCUUUCAUGGUGGGAGAAGAGUGCACGGUGACUCUUCUCCCCCAAGGGGCCGUCAGAGUCACUGUACCAACCCGUAUGCGCUGGCGGCCUGGCCAGUAUGUGUAUCUCAGCAUGCCAAGUGUUGCGUUUUUCCAAAGCCAUCCGUUCACGAUCACGUCGUUGUGCAGUGAUGACUUUCCAUCACGAUAUGGCGAGGAGUACCGGGACUGCGUUUUGGUCUUCCGGCCUCUGGGUGGGUUCACACGAAAGGUCUUCCGCCAGGCGUUGUGGAACAGCCCUCUUCACACGUAUUCCGCAUUGCUGGAGGGACCGUAUGGUGGCAUGCAACGAGAGAUGGCUGCAUUCAACAGUGUCGUCUUUGUCGCUGGAGGAAGUGGAAUUACUGCGGUUGUCAGUCAACUUUUGGAUCUGAUCAAGAAGGUGCGAGAUGGUAAGGCGAUUACCCGCUCGAUCAGAGUCAUUUGGGCUUUGAAGGGACCCGAAACUAUGGAGUGGUUCCAGCGAGAGCUUCGCAUCUGCAAAGACCACGCUCCCGCCGGAAUUUUCCAAUGCCAAUUCUUCCUCACUGGUGUCAAGAAUGUCAAGGAAGAUCGUGAUCUCGCCCAGACGAGGAUCCGGGAUAUGCUGCAGGGCAACGAAAGGCAAUCUUCAGUCCCUAUCAGUGAGAAUGUCGAAGGCCACGCGGAAUACCAGCAGCAGGCUUGGCGCACGAGUCAAGGUGGACUUGCCGGCAUGCCUCGUGCAGAUGCAAAUCCUCAUGUUGUCGACCACCCCCCCUCAAUCGCACCAGGACCAGCGGUCCAUCUUCCCCCUGGACCAAGAGAAAGAAACUGGCACAUUGACUAUCAUCGCCCUGACCUCUCCCAGAUGCUCAAUGAGUGUUCCAGGACCUUUGGCAGACGUGCUUGUGUCUUUGUGUGCGGACCACCCAGCAUGCGAACUGAGGUAGCAAGAGCUGUGGCCAAGCUCCAGCUGCAGGUAAUCACAGACAGUGCGCGAGAUGAAAUUUUCUUGCACGCAGAAAACUACGACGUAUGA
This is a messenger RNA of Penicillium oxalicum, 2124 nucleotides long. Its product is annotated as putative metalloreductase transmembrane component. The transcript has a single exon. Gene Ontology annotation, molecular function: ferric-chelate reductase activity. Gene Ontology annotation, biological process: copper ion import; intracellular iron ion homeostasis; iron ion transport. The coding region runs from base 1 to 2124 and encodes 707 amino acids. Gene Ontology annotation, cellular component: plasma membrane. The record is from RefSeq and is a predicted model, not a curated record. Lineage: Eukaryota; Fungi; Ascomycota; Eurotiomycetes; Eurotiales; Aspergillaceae.